Pangasianodon hypophthalmus (striped catfish) is the source of this 3546-nucleotide messenger RNA. Its product is annotated as RING finger protein 11. The transcript is spliced from 3 exons. Lineage: Eukaryota; Metazoa; Chordata; Actinopteri; Siluriformes; Pangasiidae. The record is from RefSeq and is a predicted model, not a curated record. The coding region runs from base 449 to 913 and encodes 154 amino acids.
AGUGACGUGUCCGUGUUGUCUCCUAGCAGAGGAGGAAACGGGGAAGGCCGAAGACUUCAUGUAUAAAGUAGCUAGCUAGAAAUAUUAUUAUUAGCUAAAUAUUUAUUAGUGUUAUGAAGUACAGCGAAAUGUGUUUACCUAGUGUUUAGUUGCGUUAUUGAACGGAAAUGACGUGAUGCUAGUUCAUGAAAACUUCAAGUUUUAUCGUUCUGGCUAGUUUGCGCUAGCGUGCUAGCUUGUAAAGUGAAAGAGCCGCUGUUUGUUUUGAUAGCAUGGUUUAAUUUUUUUUUAUCCACAAUGAAUGAGAAAUCGUAAUCAAUUCGUUCUAUAUAUAAUUACGACAUUAUUUAUCUAAUAAAGCAGUGUGUCAGCCGUGUGUGUGUGUGUUUUAAGAGUGUAGAGAAAGAGGAGCGCUGAUUAGCUAGCUCUCAGACUAGCAUUAGUGACUAUGGGAAACUGUCUGAAAUCCCCGACAUCGGACGACAUUUCGUUACUGCACGAGUCUCAGUCGGACCGAGCCAGCACCGGGGACGGAGCCGAGCCCGAGUUCGAGCCUCCUCCGCCCUAUGAGGAGCAGGCACGCAUGCCCGUGUACCAUCCCACACCCAGCCAGACGUGUUUGGCCACCCAGCUGACGGAGGAGGAGCAGAUCCGCAUUGCUCAGCGCAUCGGCCUCAUUCAGCACCUGCCCAGAGGAGUGUUCGACGGAGGGAAGGACGGCUCUGAGAAGAAGAUCCGAGAGUGUGUGAUUUGUAUGAUGGACUUUGUAUACGGCGACCCCAUCAGGUUCCUGCCCUGCAUGCACAUCUACCACAUGGACUGCAUAGACGACUGGCUCAUGCGCUCCUUCACCUGUCCUUCCUGCAUGGAACCAGUCGACGCUGCGCUCCUCUCCACGUAUGAGACCAACUGACCAGCUCGAGCCAGCUGCACGUCGCCAUGCUCUCUGAAGAGACACCUUCCCCCCGGUUCUCAGCAGCAACAUCCAGCAAAGAGCAGCCGAAGGCCUCCGUCGUGUCCUCAGCUGCACUAACUAGUUAACGGGUUAGUAUAGAGGCCAAUCUUUGAAGAUACCCAACACACACACACACACACACACUUCUUUUCCUUUAUCUCACUGGUCAUGCACAUUCUGUAUCAGUUAUUCGCAAUUUUUGGGGUAUAUUUGCAGCUGAAAUAGAAGAGAUUCCUGAGGACUGAACAUCUCUGGUCUAGCGUUAGAGCAGAACUUUGUAUUCUCAAGCACUUAUCGGCUGUUCUGAGCUACAGUGAUUGGACACUUUUUCUUCUUCUUCAUCUUCUUUUUUUUUGAAAUGGCUCCGCUGAAGAAAUCUGGCACGGUUCUCUGUUGCUUUGACUAAACGUAGAUCUGGCUCAGCAGUAAUAUUAAGGCUCAGGGGUGUACAACAAUCUCCCAGAACAUGUGCUGACUGUAUCACAAAGCUUCUUCGUCUCUGAUUUACUGCUUAUACCAGGACGGGCUCAGUAAAGUAAGCAUUUAUUACAAUAUGCAUCACUUACACAAUAACAAAUGGCAUAUUUUAGCAUCAUUACCAUACACCUUACACAUGCUGUAGUGACAUUUAUACUAAAGUACUGUUGAACAGUAGUUCUAUCAACACGCUCGUUCUGAUACGUUAUCAUUUCUACAGAAACUGUUAGCGCAGGGACUUGUAUGACAGACGCUCCUUAUCAAGGGAUAGUACGAAAAACAAAAAAUAUCCAGUGAGGCUCAAGCUCACAGGAAGGUGACGCUAACUCAAAUAAGUACUCUUUACAACCAUGGUGAGCAGAAAAGCAUCUCAGAACGCGCAACAUGUCGAUCCUUUCCACUCCUGUCAGCCAAGAACUGGAAUCUGAGGCUACAGUGGGUACAUGUGUGUAAUAAUGUAUAAUGAUAUGGCAAGGCAGAUGCUUGUUUAGCAUUUUUUGGAAGGAGUCUCCAGUAUCAGUAUGUCUUCCACCACUGGAAAGACUACGCUUUGCGGUUUCUCAGUAGCAUAAGAAGCUGCUUUUUUUUUUUCUCUUAUUAACGUCAAGACAGAAUAAACUGGAUGCUAGUGAUGAAAUAAAAGUUAAUGUUUUUAUAAUGUAAGUGACAACAAUGCAAAUGUUCCACACCGUUAAACGUAACUAUAAAUGGAUCAAAUGUAUGACGUCAUUCUUAAAUUAAAAAAAAAAAAAUGUAAUCCUUGGCAAAUUGCUGUAGUAUAAGAGGAAUAAAACACUUCAGGAUGUGUAGUUAUUGGAAAGUAAUCAAUAACAGUACCUUUGCUUCCUUUUGCCGCAUCACACAACACUGUUGUUUAUUAAUUUCCUGUAACAGCACACCUCAAGGGUUUUAUUCCGUACUUGAAAAGUCCAAUAUGUUCACGCUGAUGCACGUGAUAUCUUUAAGUCUUUACUCAUCGAUUGUCAUGUUUAGGGUGACGUGUAUUUUGGAAGAUAGUUGUACACCUCUGAACUCCAGUUACGCUACAUGACGAAUCUUAAAUCUCCCACAGACACGCAGCGAAGCUGUAGCGCGUCCCCCGAGUGUUUCCGCGCACUCCUCGUGUUUUUCCGCGGUCCUGUCGCCAGUUCUCUUCUCAAUCAUUUUAUUGCCAAAGGCGCAGAAACUAAACAGGUAACUCGUAAAAAAAGGGCUCAGUUGUGCAUGGUGGAGGUGGAGAGGUGGAGGUGGAGAGGUGGAGGUGGGGGUGGGGGGAGUGAGGGGGGAUUUUUGAUCGAACCAAAUGACUACCUGUCUCAAUCUACAUUAGAAAUGCUUGCACACAAAAAAAAAACCUAGUAUGUACUAAACCUAGAGAUUUGCACUUUACACAUGAUAAAUAUGAGAAUAAUGUAUUUAUGUAGAACCUUGCACCAGUCUUUUAUCUUUUACCCGUUCUUCUUCUUUCAGUAGUGCUGAUGAUUUUCUCAGAUGCAAACAGAGCAGGUUAUCUACAGUGGGGUACAAAAGUCUGAGAGCACUCGUGAAAAUGCUUCUAUUUUGCAUUCUUUUCUAAUUUAAUACAACGAUCUUCAUUACGUAUGAUAUUACUGACUAUAACCUGAGUGAAAAGUAGAAUCUAUGAAAUAUUUACAUGAAUUUCAGAGUUUCUUAGUAUUUGGUACAUCCCCUUUUCACUUUAAUGACAGUGUGCACUCGAGCUGGCAUGGACUCCACAAGUAUGAACCUUAUGAUCCAUUUUAGAUCAAAUCCAUCAGAGUGUCGUCUGAACACAUGCGUCAGUAGAAGAGAUUAGACAUGAGGAAACUCAGACCUUUUGUACAAAGCAGUUAACAUGCUCAGUAUCACACAAAAACUUCUGUUUUAAAUCCCAGAUUUUCAAUGUGGACUCAGACUUUUGGACCCAUUGAAUCUGUUUUUCUCUUUCUUUUUUUUUCCCCAUUUGUAUUAUUCAGAGUACCUUUUUCCACAAAUCUAACAAUAUCCAACCUUCGUUAUUAGUUGUUGAAAUUACAAACUGAUGCUGUUCACCAUGGUGGGUUGAGCCAUGGUCAAUAAAAAUGCUGACUAUUUAAACGUAAAGGCUUUCAGCG